UACCUACUGAAAAGAGAUUAUAUUGAAAACGGGCAAAAUGUCUAUCAUCGAACGAUGAGUUCGAUUGCUUGUGCCUAGGGGUACAGACGAGAAGAGUAACUGCAUGUUUCGCUCUGGUCUGCUUUUAAGAGCUCGUGAACAUGUUGUCCUCCUCCUGUAGCCUGACAGAAAUUCAGCGACGGAUAGAUGAGGUGACGCAGUUUCUUUCAGUGACCCUGAGCAUCGCUAAUGCUCACACCGUGGAGUUUUACACACAUGACGUGUGGGAUCGUUUCAUGGCGGUGCCACCGGAGGAUGUGCUACAGGCCGUGAGCGCCACUCGUGACCAGCAGGGGGCGCCACAACACAAAGAGAAAGAGCAAAGCAGCACCAUGUUUGGGUUUUGCAAAGAAACAAAGCAGUUGGUUGACAUCCAUGAGCUUCUGCUAACGGCCAAGUCUCUCUCUCUUCCUGGGCUCGAGGUCUGUUUGAGCAGAGAUGAGCUACUGCAGACCUUCAGAGAGAACAUGUCUGAGUCUGGCACUCCACCAGCAGAGGCAGGUGCUGAGUUUGAGACAGAUGAGUUCAUGAACUCUAAGAAAUCCCAUGAAGUCCAGUCCAUGUCUGAGGUGGUGGCCUGUUUAGCCAAAUAUUGUGGGGUGAAACAGGUGAUAGAUGUGGGCUCUGGAAAGGGUUACCUGAGCUCCUUCCUGUCCCUGCACUACGGCCUUGGAGUUUACGGAAUCGACUCCUCCAGCAUCAACACCCGUGGAGCCCAGGAAAGGAACAGGAAGCUGAAGAAAUUCUCGAGGGCGUACCAGAAACACAGCAGGACAGCGAAGGCUCAGGGCGAAGCCACACAGCCGCGCCUGGCGGACUUUCAAACUCAGACGGGCGCUGAUGGAGACGAUGGCGUUUUAUGUGGUGGUGCAGCGGGGAUCCCACCGCAGGAAGAGGAGAGGGCGCCGAUCAGCUUGACGGGUUUAAGCCCUGCAGUGGAGCACCAGUCAGAGCCAGAGGAACUCUUCCUCAGCUCCCUAGCAGCAGAUGCGAUGCAGACAACCCCCCCCAGGAUUCCCCCCAGUCAACUGAGCGCCGAGGAGAGGGAGCGGAGGAAGAGGGAAAACCUGGAGAGGAAGGCUCUGAGCAGAAGCAAGGGGGGCGGCGCCGUGUUCUCCCCCCUCACGUCCUACGUCACGGCGGAAACAGAGCUCAGGGAGCUCAUCAACGGGCUGGAGGAUGCGGUCAUGGUCGGCCUGCACACAUGCGGCGACUUGGCUCCCAGCACCCUCCGGAUGUUUGUGGCCAGGCCGGAGCUGGCCGCCGUCUGCAGCGUGGGCUGCUGCUACCACCUGCUGUCUGAGGAGUUCGACCCGGCCGCGCAGGAAGCGUCCCACAGUGCGUGUGGCUUCCCCCUGAGUCAGCACCUCCGCGACCAGUCCUGGUUCUGUGGCAGGAACGCGAGGAUGUCGGCGUGUUUGGCUCUGGAGAGAGUUUCGCUUGGCCAGGGGAUUCAGAUGGAGUCCCUGUUCUACCGCGCAGUCCUGCACGUUAUUCUGAGAGACCACUACGGCUCCCACAAAAGUGAAAAGCGAGUGGGGAACGUUUACUCCAAGGCUGAGUCGUUCGUCGACUACGUCCGCCGAGCCCUCCGCAGACUGGACCUGGACGAAUGGAAGCUUUCUGACGGCGACAUCCAGCACUAUCACGACGCGUACAGGCCACGGAUGGGGGAGAUGCACGCCUUUAAUCUGCUGAAGGUGACCCUGGCCCCGUGCAUCGAAGGCCUGAUCCUCCUGGACCGUCUCUGCUUCCUGAAGGAACAGGAGGACGUGCCGUUCUCUGCGCUGGUGCAGCUCUUUGACCCCCUGCUGUCGCCGCGAUGCUACGCUGUCGUGGGACUGAAACCUCACACAAACAGCACGAGGAGCUGACAAACACAUUCACAUGCACACAGAUGUGGAUGGUUGUACACGAUCAGUGAAUAUACUUUAAUGGUGAUGCAUAAGUGGGUGACUUCUUCUGAACUGUGUCGUUUUCUUAAUUCUGUUUUUACUGCUUUUACUGGUUCUGAUGGGAGAAUAAAGCUCAGAUGUUUUUGCA
Molecule: messenger RNA, 2082 nt
Organism: Betta splendens (Siamese fighting fish)
Lineage: Eukaryota; Metazoa; Chordata; Actinopteri; Anabantiformes; Osphronemidae
Gene: mettl25
Product: methyltransferase like 25
Exons: 12
Coding region: 141-1913 (590 amino acids)
Source: RefSeq, a predicted model, not a curated record